ACUCUCGUUCUUCUGGCCUUCACGGCUCUUGCAGAAGCAUCUGGACAAUGUCCCGACAUCUGGUCAACUAUUGCCUCAGAUCUUUCUAAAACCUUCAUUGGCCCCAGUGGAUGUACCGACCUUGCGCGGGGUGCAAUUCGUUUCGCUUUUCAUGAUGCUGGAUCGUACUCGUCCAAGACACCUGCUUACGCACCUGCCACUGGUGGUGCCGAUGGAUCUCUUCUGUUGAGCUCUGUAGAGAUAUCACGCGAUGAGAACGCUGGUCUGCAGCCAUAUUACGGAUUCUUGCGUGGCAAAUACAACCAAUACAAAUCACAAGUCGGUGCCGCAGACUUGAUCCAAUUUGCUGCAAGUGUGGCAAUCAUCAGCUGUCCUGGAGGUCCGAAAGUUCAAACUGUUGUUGGUCGCAAGGAUACCGACACCCCAGCACCCGAUAACCUUUUGCCUAAGGCUUUCGGCGCAGGCGCUGCUCAACAAGUAUUGAUUCAGCUCUUCGAGGACAAGGGUAUCAGUCAGCCUGAGCUUGCUGCUUUGAUUGGUGCGCACACCGCAUCCAAGGCAAUUGCUCAGGAGCAAUUCGGUGUUCCGUUCAAUGACUCUACUCCGGGCCAAUGGGACGUGAAAUACUUUUCCGAGACAGACAGUCACCCGAGAGGUGUCUACCCCUUCGAGUCCGACGUCAACCUCUCAAAUCCCAACUCAACUGUUGGUCAAGUGUUCCAGAGCUUUGUCAACGCCCAGAGUGAGAUUACCUUUUCGACUUUUGCAGAGUUUUGGAAUGCAGCUUUCGCACCUGCAAUGGCGCAUCUCAGUGUCCUCGGUAUCUCUGAGUCAGACCAAGCCAACUUCAUUGACUGCACAAGCGCAGUACCAUCAGGAUCCAACGCAAGACUUAUCCGCGCAGCUCCCAUCAAUGACAGAAUUAGAUAA
Messenger RNA from Aureobasidium musti, 930 nucleotides. The record is from the annotation of a GenBank genome assembly. NCBI's taxonomy places the organism in Eukaryota, Fungi, Ascomycota, Dothideomycetes, Dothideales, Saccotheciaceae.